This is a messenger RNA of Sphenostylis stenocarpa, 351 nucleotides long. NCBI's taxonomy places the organism in Eukaryota, Viridiplantae, Streptophyta, Magnoliopsida, Fabales, Fabaceae. The record is from the annotation of a GenBank genome assembly.
AUGAGUGAGAGGAUUGAAAAAGGUUUUGAUCAAAGGAUCUUGAAUUACAGAAUAACUUUGCAAUACAGGUUCAAGGAAAUCACUUUACGGUAUACAUCAACAGAGAGACUAAGCCACCACCGCAUGCUGUUGUAUCCUUAUCCACAAAAAUAUGAAGCCACCACUACUCCUUCACCCAAAAGCCGGUUCCAAUCUAACCACGCGGUGUGGUUAGCUGCGUUAACGGGUAAAUUUGGUGGUCACCACCAUGGUGGAUGGAUGAGAAAAAUUGAAAGACUGCUCCACUUUAUACGCCGGUGGAUAGAUGCACGCGUAUAUAAGCUUGUUUUUGGAGGUAGGAUUUGUGAGUAG